AGUUGAACAACAAUAAUAAAGGAAUACCUAAUAUUUAUUAGAAAUUCAAACUUUAAAGGAGCAAAUGACUAUUGCACAAAGAAUGGAAUUUUAUUUUAAGAAUAUAGACGAUCUAUAAUAAUGAUAAAGUGAAUACAACUGGUUGUAAUAUGGCCUGAUAGGUUACGAGACGUAAUAUAAUCAUUUUCCACAUCUAUCAAUUGCCAGUAUUCACAGAAGAUAAUAAAUCACAAUUCUAAUCUUUCUCUUACAAAUUUCUCUAAUUGAGCGACUCCAUAGUUCUUUUAUGAGAAGUGUUACGGGAAAAGAUGAAGUUAUUCUUUAAGACACCUGGUGGCGCUGCAGGCUAAGAAGGCAAGGAAGAGCCCAGCUUUCCACGAGAACAAAAUCAGAAUUGCGGGGGGAAAAACUCAUGCAAGGGGACGCUUUGUAAGGAGGAGCUGCGAGCUCAAACCCGAGCUUCCUGAGACGGCAACUCACGCCUGACAAUUGGAAUUAGAAAGAAAAAGGCAAAUUUCUUUGACUGAAAGGACCGCGCAUACAGGACACAAUGAAGCCUAAAAGGCAAGUGAUAUGUUUUGUUAUCUUAUUGUGGGUUUGUGAGGCGGCCUCAGCAACCGGGAGGUUUUCUGUGGCGGAGGAAAUCGAGGUGGGCUCCUUUGUGGCCAAUGUGGCAAAGACUUUGGGGCUGGAGAUAGGAGAAUUGUCGGCCCGCGGGGCCCGAGUCCUCUCUGAGGACAAUCGGCAUUAUUUACAGCUUAACCUAGAAAGUGGGGAUCUGCUCCUGAAGGAAAAAUUAGACCGGGAGCAGCUGUGUGGUCCGGAGGAGCCGUGUCUGCUGUCUUUUCAGAUUUUACUGGAAAAACCCUUUCAGAUAGUUCGCGCUGAGCUCCGGGUCCAAGAUAUAAAUGACCAUUCGCCUGUUUUCCCCAACGAUGAAAUGCUUCUCAAUGUCCCUGAAAAUAGUCCACCCGGGUCUCUGUUUCCUCUGAAAACCGCGCAAGAUUUGGACAUAGGGAGCAAUAGUGUUCAGAACUACACAAUCAGUCUUAAUUCUUAUUUCCACGUUCAAACCCAUGCUCGCGGUGACGGCAGGAAGUUCGCGGAGUUGGUGUUGGAGAAAACCCUGGAUAGGGAGGUGCAGCCCGAAGUCACUCUAACUCUUACCGCAUUGGAUGGUGGAUCCCCGCCUCGGUCUGGAACAGCUCAAAUCCGAGUCCUGGUUGUAGAUAUCAACGACAAUGCCCCCAUUUUUCCCCAGGCUCAGUAUGAGGUUCAGAUCCCGGAGAAUAGCCCCAUCGGCUCCCUGGUAGUCACAGUCUCUGCUACAGAUUUGGACACAGGGAAUAAUGGGCAAGUAUCAUAUUCAUUUUUCCAAGGCUCCGAAGAAAUUGUAAAUACUUUUGAAGUAAAUCCCACUUUAGGAGAAAUUAAAAUGAGAAGAGAACUAGACUUUGAGGCAAUUAAAUCUUACGAGGUGGAUAUUGAAGCCACAGAUGGUGGGGGGCUUUCAGGAAAAUGCACUGUUGUGAUCCAAGUGACAGAUGUGAAUGACAAUGCCCCAGAACUAGUCAUAUCGUCAUUUACCAGUCCUAUCCCUGAGAAUUCACCUGAGACCGUGGUGGCUGUUUUUAAGAUUCGAGAUCAAGAUUCGGGAGAAAACGGACAAAUGGUUUGUUCUAUUGAGGGAAAUGUCCCUUUCUUCUUAAAACCAUCUAUUGACAACUUUUACACCCUGUUAACACAGAGCUCCUUGGAUAGAGAAAGUAGGGUCGAGUACAACAUCACCAUUACAGUCACGGAUCUGGGAAUUCCGAGGCUCAAAACUGAGUGCAACAUCACUGUGCUAAUUUCUGACAUCAAUGACAAUCCUCCAGAGUUUACUCAGUCAGCCUACACCUUCUACCUCCAGGAGAAUAAUAUUCCUGCCCUCCAUAUUGGCAGUGUGAAGGCCAGUGACAGGGAUUCAGGGACCAAUGCUAAGGUUACUUAUUCUUUUCAGUCUCCUAAAGCUGGAGACCUGCCCCUCUUCUCCUAUGUCUCCAUUAACUCUGACAAUGGCAAUCUCUAUGUCCUGAGAUCCCUGGAUUAUGAAGUCAUCCAAGAUUUCCAAUUCACUGUAAGGGCAACUGAUGGAGGCACCCCACCCCUGAGCAGCCAAGCCCUAGUUCAGGUUGUGGUCCUAGAUAAGAAUGAUAACUCUCCUUUUGUGCUAUAUCCCCCACAGAAUGGCACAGUUCCCUGCAAUGAUCUAGUGCCCAGAACUGCAGAACCAGGUUACCUGGUCACCAAAGUGGUGGGUGUAGAUAUGGAUUCAGGGCAAAAUUCUUGGCUUUCCUACCAGCUGCUCAAGGCCACAGACCCCGGUCUCUUCACUUUAUGGGCCCACAAUGGGGAAAUUCGCACAGCAAGGCCCAUCAGUGACAAAGAUGCCAUUAAGCAGAAGCUUCUGGUGCUGGUGAAGGACAAUGGGGAGCCACCUCUGUCCACUGUGGCCUCAUUGAAUGUACUAUUGGUGGACGGCUUCUCUGAGCCCUACCUGCAACUCUCAGAUGCACCCAAGGAACAAGUCCAGAUUGAUUCCCUCACCGUUUACUUGAUCAUUUCUUUAGCUCUCAUCUCCUUUCUUUUUCUGGUCUCUAUUAUUAUGUUUAUUGCUAUUUGCCUGUGGAAGAGGAAAAGAGAUGCCACAGAUUGUAGUCAAUUUGAUCCAAAUAACCCCUUCCCAAACCAUCUUUUGGAUGUCAGCAGAACAGGGACCUUGUCCCAGAACUACCAAUAUGAGGUGUGUCUCACCAGUGGUUCAGGGACAGAUGAGUUCAAGUUCCUGAAGCCUAUUCUACCCAGCGUUCCUCCUCAAGCUACUUAGAAACAACUACAUUCUUAUUACAGUAUUAUAACUGAUAACAGAAAUUUAAUAUUGUCAAGUUGUAAAAUCUUUUCUCAUGCUAUUUCAUGAAUCUUUUAUUUUUGCCUAGUAGGGGAAACUUUAAAUUUAAUAAUGAAAGUUUUUUUUUUAAUAUGGUGCAAAUUAUUGUUAGUCCUGAAAGUUUUUUCAAUGAUCUUGGUUUUUGUAAAAUAUAUGGUAGCUAAUUAAUUGGAUACGUAAUAGUCCACAUAGUUUGCAAAAUAUUAAUAUUGUUUUAUCCUUAUAUUCUAUCCAAAAGAGUAAAAUUAGAAAAUAGAUUGUUUCCUUUGAAAUUUCAAAUAUUACAUAGUUUAGCUUUUAAGACUCUUCUCAAAAUUCAUUUAGAUGUUUUUCUUUCUAUUUAUCUUUGAGUUUAACUUUCACUAUAGGAUUGCAUUUAUCAAGCUAAUGAUUAUGAGACUCUUUCUCCUACAGUGAAUAUGCUAGCUAUAAGUUAAAUUUCUGCCACAAUUAAAUAUAAGAGCAACUCCUGAGUAAGGGCCAAUAAAUGCUAGGCUUCUCAUAGAGGCAGAGUUAACUAAAAUCACAUUUACCUAUAACCAAAAUUAAUUGUAUUUUUUGGUUAGAUAUGAAAUUAACAAUACCUUCAUGAUAGCUAAUUAAGAAUAUUAUGAUUUUAUAUUGGAAAGAAUUAUGAUUAAAGUAUGGCACAAAGCUUAAAGAAAUGGGAAUUUCUCAUUAAGAUUUCAUACUUUUCUGUUUAUCCUUAUUAUUAACAGUAGUAACUGAUUAUUCUAUCCCUACUUUUUCCUCCCAGACCUAAAUAAAAAUGAACUUUUAACCCAUUCUUAACUCACUUAUUGAAAUAAACACUCAAAUAUUUACAUUCUGGUAAAAUCUAGCUCGAACAUUUUAGUUUUCAGGUUGAUUAUAUGUAAAUCUUUCUUACAGUGGUUUUGUCAAACCCUUCAAAAUAGUUAUAAAUUUAUUUUUAAAAGUUUUGUUCUUAAUCCUUUCAAUUAAUUUUAUGGACAUUCCAAAAAAAGUCUCUAAACUGCCUGUUGAGGGAAAAUCUCAGUUUCUGCUAUAUGACCUGAUUAUGGCAAAAUAUAGAAGAGACAUUAACACUAUCCCCCUGUUUAGAUACAGAGAACCUGAAUCAAUCUUUGAUAAGUUAUUGAUUUUUCUAAAGAACAGAUUAUAUUCCUUUCAAUUCUCUCUUCAACAGAUAGUUUGGAAGUUCUAUAAAUUUGUCUUUGAUAGUUAUAUAUCUAAAUUCAGAUAUAAUUAGUUUUUAAAUAGCUCUGCCUGGUUGUGUGUGUGUGUGUGUGUGUGUGUGUGUGUGUGUGUGUGAUUUCCUAUAUUUUGCAAACAAAAAGCAAUCCAGUUAAAUGGAACACAGUUACAUGAUAGAGGUAUACUAGAAUUUCUUUGCAAUCAUUACUUUUUAAAGUCAUGGAUUAUAUGUGUGACCAUUUAAUCAUACAAAACGGAGAGACCUGCUAUAAAUGUUGAUUUACUUUCCCCCUAUCUUCUAGAGUAGUUUUUAUGGAUGGUAUUUACCUCUAAAUUUUGUCAACACAUUUUAUAUUUCUUUUCCUUUUUUUGAUAGUAGCAGUUAAUUUU
This is a messenger RNA of Sarcophilus harrisii (Tasmanian devil), 4495 nucleotides long. Its product is annotated as protocadherin beta-15-like. Gene Ontology annotation, molecular function: calcium ion binding. The coding region runs from base 551 to 2869 and encodes 772 amino acids. The record is from RefSeq and is a predicted model, not a curated record. Gene Ontology annotation, biological process: homophilic cell-cell adhesion. Gene Ontology annotation, cellular component: plasma membrane. The transcript has a single exon. Lineage: Eukaryota; Metazoa; Chordata; Mammalia; Dasyuromorphia; Dasyuridae.